This is a messenger RNA of Alexandromys fortis (reed vole), 3444 nucleotides long. Its product is annotated as membrane magnesium transporter 2-like. NCBI's taxonomy places the organism in Eukaryota, Metazoa, Chordata, Mammalia, Rodentia, Cricetidae. Gene Ontology annotation, cellular component: Golgi apparatus; early endosome; EMC complex. Bases 1388 to 1762 code for a protein of 124 amino acids. The record is from RefSeq and is a predicted model, not a curated record. The transcript has 3 exons.
CCGCGCGACUCUGGGCUGGGGGUGCCCGGCGCCCCCGCCCGGCAUUGUCCUUGCUGCAGCGCCCCCUGCCGGCCACCGUGCUGCGCUUUUAGGGGCCCGCGGCGCCCUGGCAAAGGCCGUUGAGCCCAUCACUGAGUUCCCCGACGCUUCCGUGACCGCGCGUGCGGGACUCCAGCCCAGGGGACGGUGCUGCCCAGAGAUGUGUUCCUAGGUGAUUCUGAAUCCAGUCAAGUUAAACAUGAGGAUCUUGAGCUUCCUCCAUGUGCUGUUACUACCAUGUUACCUGUCUGCCUACCUUCCCUUCCCUUCCGGAGACCCUGAGACCCCCGGAACUGUGAGCCAAAGCAAACCUGCACCGCUCUGGUUGUUUCUGGCUGGUGUGGUCACAGUGGUGCCGAAUCACUGAGGGCACGAGCACUGAGGAGUCAUAGAUGCUUAGGCUGCCCGUCAGCUCAAGUCAGGAACCACACUAGCGCUAGAGGAGCUGGGCAGUGGGAGAAGUGUGAGCUUGUCUCUUCAGUCUCACGCUCCUUUCUGGGCUAUGAGGACGUUAGGACUGGCCUUCCGUGGACAUCAGUCCCUCCGCCUCUGUAUAACAGAGGGUUCUGUUCUCUUGUCAACGAUCUUCUGCUUGAUCAAAUGUUAGCCAGUCUCUUUAGUUUGAACUCUGUCCUAGGCCCAUCUGUGUAUUUCCUGGUAGAAUCCGGUUUUAGCAAAGAACUCUGCCCAGGUCGUUUGUCCAGAACCCUCUGUCUUCAUUAUGUGAUUGCGCCUACGAUCAGUCUUUUUUAUUUUGCACCAAGUCACAGGUGGUGCUUGUUCAUGCUGGCUUGUCUUUAGUAAGAAGCCUGUCAGGUCAGUUUAGCCAGACUCCCUCUCACUUUUCCUGCUUCCUCUCGGUAAUUUUCCAUCCGCUGGCCCUUCCCCUCGCCCGUCUGUGCUGUCCUGGGGUUGAGCUCCAUCUCUCUCUGCACUGGAAGUCUGUGGUCCUGCUCUCCAGUUUGGGGAAGUGAUCUUGAAUAAGGCUCUCUUUGUGCUGCUUUUACAAGUAUUGAACUUUUCUUCUUUGACAGGUUCAUUUUCUCUUCAGAGGAGGUCUUGUCUCUUUUCUAGGGUGGCCAUGGUAAUCCAGUCAUGACCUUUCUGGGGUGUCUGUCCACAGUUGCCCAGUCAUUUCUUUAUCACAUUUCCGGCACCUUCUUUCGUGGCCGUGAGCUGAACACCCUGUUCUAAGUGCUCCUCUCAUGAUACCGCUACAAGCCUGAAGCCACGAGGCCCAGUGGGCACGGAAACUUUGAAACCGUGGGCCAGGACCAAUCUUUCCUGUCUCUAAGAUAUUUAUCCCGGUGUGGAAGACUAUCUUUGGGACUACCGCUCCUUCUGAACCAUGGUGCCGUGGCUGUGGAAGGGGCUGAUAGGCAUCGGCCUCUUCGCGCUGGCCCAAGCUGCCUUUUCGGCUGCGCAGCAUCAUUCGCACGCGCGACUAAAGGACGAGGGGAGUGAGUCGCUGCCGGCGGACAUAGUUCUGCAGACGCUUUUGGCCUUUGCGGUUACCUGUUAUGGCGUAGUUCAUACGGCAGGGGAGUUUAAGGACAGGGAUGCCACUUCAGAACUAAGGAGUAAGACGUUUGACGCCUUACGGAGUCGCCCGUCUUUUUAUGUGUUUCGUCGUCGUCAUGGCCGUGGACUGUCCCAGCCUUCGGAUACAGCUCGUUCUUCAAGCAUCAGGGCAUCAUCUUCUGACAUACUGUUGAAGUUUUGAAGUUCAGCUUUUUACACAUCAAGUAAAUAGAACAGAAGCAGACUUAAGAACUGGGAUUUGGAAUGUAAAACCCCCUACACAUCAGUAUUUUAGUGAUAUUUCAGACUUAAUUAAAAAGAAAACUAUAAUCAAAUAGCAAACAAAAAUCAAAAAGCUCUUCCUCUUAGGUAUCCCAUGACAGCUGUAGGAAGCUGACCAACUAUGAGGUGAUUUGGGGUGAGGUGAACAUUGGAGCCUCAGCUCAAGUAAAGCAGAGUGCUCUCAAUAAUGCAAGUGGACCUAAGCCAGUCCAGGGGCUGAGUGAAACCCGAAGGCUUAGUAAGGAAGACAUACUCCCGCGUGCUCGAGCCGAGACAUUGAUCUUCCUCUGGCUCUGUCCUCUAAACCGAAACGUCAGCCCUUGCAUGUCGAACCUGCUGGGCUCUGCCUGCCGACUCCAGUCUUGAGGGACCUGUAGAUCCUCACAGUGUGCGGUCCAGUUCUUCAUUGCCGCUCUCACCCCAGGCUUCUCCUGGGCUCUCAGACUGAUGAGCUGGAGGCUCUGGGAGCCAGAAGCUCCAAGAUGAUGAUCUUCCAUGCUGUGUGAAGAGGCCUGACUGUGAAGGAAAGAAGGAAGCCAGCAUUCCCGGAACAGUGGGGAUGAGAGGUGGAGCGAGCCUUGCCCCCGCCAGAGCAGCCAUCCCUGUGGCUGGUUCCAUGUGUCACUUGCUAUGGUCUGGCUAACCUCCCACUUCCCUUUUGUACUUGUGGUUCCAUAUGAGACUCUGUCAGAGGACAAGACUCAACAGGGGUACGUGUUUGUGUAAAACUAUCCCCUGGUGUCUACAGAGCAGAGUCUACAACCGUCGACAGGAACCAAAAUCCUCCAGCGCUCAAGAAGUUUGUUUUUAGAAAAUGACAUAGUAUUUGUUUAUAACCCAUGCCUACCCUUCCAGUACUUUUAGUCAUCGCUAGAUUACAUGUAAUACCUAAUGCCAUGUACAUUCUGUAAAGAGUUGUCAUGCUGCAUUGUUUAGGGAAUAAUGAUAAGAAAACAUCUGCAUGUGUUCAGUACACAUAGAACCCCGCCCCCCCCCCCAUUUUUGGUUAGCAGUUGGUUGUGUCUGUGCUUGGUUUGUUUACUUGUCCUUAUGCUCCACUACUACAAGAAUGUCACCUCCCUGAGGGCCAGAUCCUGUUCGUCUUGGUUCCUUGUGGUGUCCCCCAUGCCCAUCAGAGUGCUUGGUGUGCCCUUGCUUGUGGUAUGUUGCAGGGGGAAGGUGUGUGUGUGUGUGUGUGUGUGUGUGUGUGAGAGAGAGAGAGAGAGAGAGAGAGAGAGAGAGAGAGAGAGAGAGAGAGAGACACAGACUAAUCUGGAACUCAAUAUAUAUAUAGCAGGUUGGUCUUGAACUAACACAGAUCCACCCGCCUCUGCCUCAAGUACUGAGAUUAAAGGUAUGCACCACCAUACUUGACUUAUUUUCAAGUUGACCUGUUUAUCAAGAGAGGCUCAAUUUACUCUGGGAACCCCAAUUUUCAAGACCCCAUGCUGGUUGGUCUGCAGCAUUUACCACUGUUGCUGUUCCUUCCUGUCUGGAAUUUUCUGCCCUUGGCUUCCAUGAUGCAGUAAUGGAAAACCUGUAUUUGGUACCUCUUCCUUUGAUGUCACUUCUCCAGAGAUUUUCUUCCUCCAAAUGCCAUCU